Lolium rigidum is the source of this 1590-nucleotide messenger RNA. Its product is annotated as PI-PLC X domain-containing protein At5g67130-like. Gene Ontology annotation, molecular function: phosphoric diester hydrolase activity. Gene Ontology annotation, biological process: lipid metabolic process. Bases 111 to 1202 code for a protein of 363 amino acids. NCBI's taxonomy places the organism in Eukaryota, Viridiplantae, Streptophyta, Magnoliopsida, Poales, Poaceae. The record is from RefSeq and is a predicted model, not a curated record. The transcript is spliced from 9 exons.
CCAACUCCCCAGGUAGCGUUGAUUCUUCUGUUCAGUCGGUUGGUUGGAGCCUACGAGGAAUCCUCUACGGCGCUAUCAUUUUUCUGUUCCUCUCUCCGUCUACCUUUCAGAUGGGGGCCAUGAGGGGCAUCUGUACGGCAUCAGCAGCACUAGCUGUUCUAGUGGUGGCUGGCCUUUUGGGACCUGCAACUGCCAAUGUGGGCGACAAGUGCUCGUCGAGCGCCGACUGCGGCGCCGGGCAGUGGUGCUUCGACUGCGACCCGGAGUUCAAAGGCUCCCACUGCGUCCGCUCCGCCGCCACCAACACCUUCAAACUCGUCAAUAGCUCGUUGCCGUUCAACAAGUACGCCUAUCUCACGACGCACAAUUCAUUCGCGAUUGUUGGGGAACCGUCGCACACGGGAAUUCCACGCAUCACCUUCGACAACCAGGAGGAUACGGUCACUGAUCAGCUAAAUAACGGUGUUCGCGCGCUAAUGCUCGACACUUAUGACUUCAAGGGAGAUGUAUGGUUGUGCCAUUCCAGUGGAGGCAAAUGCAACGAUUUUACUGCAUUUGAACCGGCACUGGACACAUUCAAGGAAAUCGAGGCAUUUCUUGCAGCCAACCCAUCUGAAAUCGUCACGUUGAUCCUAGAAGACUACGUUAAUGCGCCGAAUGGCCUGACAAACGUGUUCAACUCCUCUGGACUGCAGAAGUACUGGUUUCCCGUGUCGAAAAUGCCGCAGAACGGUCAGGACUGGCCUCUUGUCAGCGACAUGGUGACAAGCAACCAGCGCCUCGUCGUGUUCACCUCCAUGAGAUCCAAGCAAGCCACAGAAGGAAUCGCGUACCAGUGGAACUUCAUGGUUGAGAACAAUUAUGGUGACGAUGGAAUGGAUGCUGGAAAAUGCUCAAACCGUGCAGAAUCGGCGCCUCUGAACGACAAGACAAAGUCACUGGUUCUCAUGAACUACUUCCCAUCGGUCCCUGUGAAGCUAACUGCAUGUUUGCAGCACUCCAAUAGCGUCAGUGACAUGGUGAAUACGUGCUACGGUGCAGCUGGAAAUCGAUGGGCUAAUUUCCUUGCAGUUGAUUACUACAAGAGAAGCGACGGAGGUGGGGUGUUCCAGUCCACAGAUCUGCUCAACGGGAGGCUCCUGUGCGGAUGCCAGGACGUCAAUGCUUGUCCGAAAGGAUCUACUGUAGUGUGUUCUGCAUGAGUCCUGGAGAAUAGGAUCUAUAGAAACACCACAUACAUAGAACAAAGUGGUGAUACUUAGGAUUCAGAUACAUUUUUUCGAUAACAGGAUUCAGAUACAUGAAACUGAAAGUUCAAAAUGAUGGUUUCCGCCAAAAAACAAUAUGAUGGAUAGUACACUACAACAGGGCAAAGGAUUUUACAACAUAGUAUUCUUUUCGAGGAAUUGCAUAACCGUGUAACAUUUCUGGGGAAUAUUCGGUGUAGAUUCAUUGUCAAGAACUGAUAUUGCAGUUGUCAAUGAUUUCUCCCUAUGGUUGCCUUUGUUGUAUAUUUAUUGUAGCCCCCAAAUUUAUUUACCAUCAAUUGUUUGUUACUUCUAUGGAAUAAAAUUCCCCAAAUAGUUUAUG